Anopheles funestus (African malaria mosquito) is the source of this 1623-nucleotide messenger RNA. RefSeq lists its product as uncharacterized. The transcript has 3 exons. The record is from RefSeq and is a predicted model, not a curated record. Bases 674 to 1246 code for a protein of 190 amino acids. NCBI's taxonomy places the organism in Eukaryota, Metazoa, Arthropoda, Insecta, Diptera, Culicidae.
UCUCGAGAGCACUUACAACCCCCCUCCCCCACUCAAUUCAAUUUCAUGAGCCAUUAGGACAAUUAACCUACCAGUUACGUUCCGUUCCGUUCCUAUUUUGUUCAAUUUUCGCAUCACUACUUAGCACCAGCAGCGCAGAUUUCGCAGAACCAGCCAUCUCUAAACAAACAAAUGUUUUAAUAGCGUAUGAUCGUGUAAGCCCGCGCGAAAUUUUACUGCGAAUGAAAUUGUAGGGAUACGAAGCAAUGGAUUGAGGUGAAAUAGUAAAGCUGAUCUGUAUCAGCUAAAGACCAUUAUAUACCCUGCGUGUCUGCUAGUGGGUUCAAACGAAUCCUGAUAGCGGGUCGUACCGACAUCAGACCUAUUUAAUGUUCUACCGAAUCCUGAUAAUGGGUAUCAGUCGAUAUGGGUUGAGGUCAUUCUGAAAAAAUUACCGACUACGUACAUGCGAACCUACUAGAACGUGUUGUGCGGAAAUCCAUCGUUCCCUAUAUCAUCACACACCAUUUCUAUAAAAGAUUCAGUUCUCGUCGAAUAGCUCAACCGAGUGGAGCACACAUAAGGAUUACGCGAAAUUUGGAAACCCAAGCUACAAACCGUGAACGUGGAAUCAUUACAAACCUUCUAGAAUCGCUGAGAAUCAUACGGAAGUAACGAAUUUUGCAAUCAAAACAUGUGGAAGAGUUUAGUGUGUAUAACCCUGGUACUUGGAUACACUUAUGCAGGUAUCCUUUCUAGGAGUGACGAUAUCUCAGUGCAAAACGAUUACGCUGCCGAUGGUGCAAGUGAUGCAGAAACGGUGGAGGGAAUCCUAUCCACCGGAACAGGAGCAGAUCAUCCCAGACCUUCACGAGCAGUCAGCGGAUCGUCAGUGAAACAUUCGUCUAGUUCAUCGCGAAUGUCAGGUUCAUCGUCGUCAAGUGCAAAAUCCAGCUAUUCUAGUUCAUCCUCUUCUCGGUCUAGCUCGGGAUCAGCAUAUACUGCAAGUGCUUCGAAAAAAUCCUCUUCUUCGCAGAACAGUGCAAAGCAGCAAAGUUCCUACGCUGCCAAGAGUUCUUCCUCCAGUUCUGGUUCUUCAUCGCGCCACAAUUCAGCUGCAGUGGGACGUGUUUCCUCGUCGAAGUAUGCAAGUGCUUCUGCAUCUAAAUCUGCAUCUUCAUCUUCAUCCAGUCGACACUCAUCCUCAAGUUCUAGCAGAUCUGCUUCCUCGUCGAAGUAUUCAAGUGCGUCUGCAUCUCAAGGUUAGUAGGUGCGCAUCUACAACACGUCCAGCUUCUAGCGGAGUUAUCUACUACCGUUACGGCCGAGUACUCUAACAUGGCCGCAGAGAGAUCCGGUUCCGCAGUUGUGAUAAAAGUCGACCGAAAUUUUAUUUGUCUUCCUCAAUAUUCUACGCCCUUCAUGUAACGUAUUAUUUGUUGGUUUGUAACGGAAAAUACAUCAAUUGUUCCGAACAAUGCGAUCACCGAGAUUUUUCUUCUUUUGUGGCACUACUAUAGUGAAAUUUCCGUAAAUUAUUUAUACAACAAAGUUUUGUAUUUCAACAGCACAAACUUUUCAGAAUUACAAAUUGAGUUACAAAUAAAGCACCAAAAAAAUAAAAUAAAUAAAAGUUCAUUUUUU